Molecule: messenger RNA, 996 nt
Organism: Colletotrichum godetiae
Lineage: Eukaryota; Fungi; Ascomycota; Sordariomycetes; Glomerellales; Glomerellaceae
Exons: 2
Coding region: 205-738 (177 amino acids)
Source: RefSeq, a predicted model, not a curated record
AGAAACAUGAUUGCAAUCGAAGUCGCAGAGCCUCCCUUUCACUUCAUCUCGUAAUGAUCUCAUAGUCUGUGCACACAAACAACAAACAACAUCCCAACGGCGAGCGAACACGACUCAAGCAGUGCUUCACCAGGAUAUCAAACUCGAGAAAGCGACUCCACUGCAGACCGCAGACCGCAGACCGCAGUCCUAUACAGAGUCGAGAUGUCGGUAUCAGCUUAUCUCACCGCUUUUGGCAAGGCAUCGCCAGCAACGUACGCCCUCGGUACCGGGCUCCUCGUCACAUCAUCACUCUUCUUUGGAAACAUCGGCCUGACUCUCACCGGGCCACUUCCAAUCAUCAGGGACCAGCUUGGCGCGUGCACUUUGAGCUCCAAGCAAAAGAUCAAAGUAUGGAGGCUCUUCUUCGACGAAGCUUCUAAAUACAUCAUCGGCGGCACCGGCGUGACAGCAACGCUUCACCUGGCUGCCUUCGCCCUAGGGGACUCACCCGUUUCCCGCAGACUUUCCAUCAUGUCGGCGCUUUGCAGCAUUUGCAUCCUGCCGUACACUCUCAUCGUCAUCAUGCCCACCAACAACAGCCUCAUCGCUCUAGACGACAAGGUGGCUCUGUCGGAGCUGGACAGGAAAAAGGUCGGGUGGCUGAUUGAGAAAUGGGAUCGGCUGCACAAGGUCCGCUUCAUGAUGUAUGGAUGCGCAUGGGCCUUGGGUCUUGCUGCGUUCACGUCUUCAUUGUGAGCUGGAUCUGUAUGGGAGUACUGAGUUGUUGAGAAAGCUUGGCUGGUCGUGGCUUUUCUUUUGUUCUUGUUUUUCUGAAUGGGUUCUAGGUCUGAUGAUCUGCGAUGGCUCUGCCUAAUGUUCCAGAUGUAAUGUUAAAUUGGAUAUGAGUGAACACGAUAAACCUGAUAAUUGCCGUUUGACCAGGCGAGCCAUUUCGCCCGCCAAACCAGAGUGAGGCUAAAGUAUAAGCCAUAGCUUGAGGGGGGAAAGCACGAC